Megalops cyprinoides (Indo-Pacific tarpon) is the source of this 1613-nucleotide messenger RNA. Its product is annotated as protein FAM177A1. The record is from RefSeq and is a predicted model, not a curated record. The transcript has 6 exons. NCBI's taxonomy places the organism in Eukaryota, Metazoa, Chordata, Actinopteri, Elopiformes, Megalopidae. Bases 160 to 684 code for a protein of 174 amino acids.
UGUCAAAACUGAAAGAGGAUGCUUGAAUCCGGUUUGUCUUGUCCAGAUUUCUCAGGGCUAGAAAGAGUCAUGGCUCUAUGUGGGGGAAAUUAAUCUGCUUUGAGCUCAGGCACCAGUCGGUUCCACGCAGAAAAUUGGCAAGACGUCUAAGGAAUAAGAAUGAAUCUGGAGCAGGAGAAAGAGACAGAUUUUGGGGGUGCGUCUGUGUCCCAGCAGAGAAGGGUCAUCUACUUUGCUAAUGGAGAGACUCUGGAGGAGGACAGCAGUGAUGAAGAGGACAGUGCACCCCACAGAGAGCCCUUCACUGACGCUAAGGACCCAGCUCAGCUUUCAUGGAGGGAAUAUUCAUCGUUUUUGUGGGUGAAAUUCGGAAAGAAGUCAUUACGGACCUGUGAUUUUCUAGGGGAGAAACUGGCAAACCUAGUUGGGCUUAACGCGGCCAAAUACCAGUAUGCGAUUGACGAAUAUCAUCGUGAUAAGAAAGAGGGAUUGAGGCACAGGGGUACUGAUGAAGCCCCUGCAUUGGAGAAGGGGGCAGAGAGACUGCAGCUUUCCUCACAGAAGAACACAGAUUAUGGGACCACGAGUUCGCUACGAGCUGCUGGGCCUAGGGCCUCCCCCCUCCAUACUAAGCACAGAACUGCAGGCUCACAUAAUAAGGGCUACCUGGAAGAUGAACAAUAAACUAUUGUGUUUCCUGGAGCAAAUGACCAAACCCAAGCAGAAGAGAUUACUGCUUUUGUCUUUUUGCCUGGUAAUCAUAAGGACCACAACCUACAAUGCAUCGCUGAACAGCGAAUGCUAUGACCGCAUGAUGUCAUAUCCUGUAAAGUCCAGCCAGAUGUAAAGUUCAGCCAGUUCAGCCAGUAUGCCACAGAUGGGCAUAAAUGCUGGACUUCUGCAAUAUCCAAGUCACUGUACAGAGACUUGAUGCCUUACUGGAUGGAACCAAUUCCCAAGCUAAGUCUACAACUGCAUUGGUUUGAAGUAGCCAUUGGCCUUUUUCUCCUUUGAUUGAUACUGCACAGAUGCAUUGAUCUUCACAGUAUGGGGACUGUCUGACACAGAGCUCUGCAUUCAAUACUGUGCAAUGUUCUUGGUACCAAACAUGAAUCCAUGUGGUUCAAAAUGAAUUGGAGAUUUUGUUUCAGCCAUUAAUUUGCACAUAUAAUUAUCACUUUCAUGCCCUCAUUUGCUGGCUUGUCAAAGUGUUUUUCUUUUCCACACAUGGACAAGAUCAUAACAAUAAAAACUCUGAGCAAGAAAAUGACAAAUUUUAAAAAAGGCUCAUACACUUACUAUAUAUCUCUGAGGUUAAUUUUAAUUUAAUUUUAAGUUGUGUUAAUGCUUUCAAUUUAACCGUGUCUUCAUCAGAAAAUGAUGGAACACACGAUUGUUUGCUGGAGAUGUUGAGGUGCACUUGACAUUACAUAAUUUUUUUGCAUCAUUACAUCUAUUUUUGCAUGCUCGGAAUACCAAAUAAUACCAACAUACCAAUUAACAACUUUCAUGAUACUUUAAUUUACUUAUAUGUGUACCGAUGCUCACCUAAACGGGGUUAUUGAACGCAAACGUGUUAUUGUUCAUAAGUAUAAACCUACCCAGAAAUAAAA